Molecule: messenger RNA, 1044 nt
Organism: Didymosphaeria variabile
Lineage: Eukaryota; Fungi; Ascomycota; Dothideomycetes; Pleosporales; Didymosphaeriaceae
Exons: 1
Coding region: 1-1044 (347 amino acids)
Molecular function (GO): nucleotidase activity
Source: RefSeq, a predicted model, not a curated record
AUGAGGUUUGCCACUACGCUCGCAGCAGUCCUCUCGCUCGCCUCCACUUCCUCAGCCCUUAACAUCCUCCUAAAUAACGACGACGGCUUCGGCUCAGGCAAUCUCCGCGAACUAUACAAGCUUCUCAAAGCUGCCGGCCACGACGUCCUCAUCGUCGCACCCGCAACACAACAGUCCGGCCAAGGCGGUCGCUCAGACUUCUCAACUUACCCCAACCUCACCUCGUCCUCGCAGUACGACAUCGUUCCCGCAGGAGCCCCAGCCGUAGGAACAGACCCCAACGAUAGCAGUAUAUGGUACUACAACGGGACGCCUGCUGCGUGCACGUUCGUUGCGCUUGACUAUGUUUUGCCACGAUACUAUCCAGGAUGGACGCCUGAUCUCGCACUUGCUGGACCAAACUAUGGGACGAAUCUUGGGCCAUUUGUGUACAGUCUGAGUGGUACUUUGGGCGCCACGUACGCGGCUGUAUCGCGCUCCAUUCCCGCCAUUGCUCUGAGCGCAAGCAACGCUGCAGUGCCGUACUUCAACGUGACAAAUUCUUCACAUCCUGCGGCUCUCGCGGCGAAGGCAUCCUAUGCCGUGGUGAAGCAGUUCAUCAACGCCACCGCAGAAGGCGCACGCGUUCUGCCGCUCGGGUACGGUGUGAAUGUCAACAUCCCUGAGCUAUUUGACGACACACUGCCGCCGGUUGUGAAGUCAAGACUCACGGGGGAAGCAGAGACGGAUGUUGCGGUGUACGAUGAAGAGAAGGGGACGUUUACGUGGGGAAACCUGAGGCCGUUGGCUGCUGGUGUGAACGCGUGCUAUAAUGGAGACUGCAGUCUGCCCGGCGAGACGGCCGUGGUGGCUAACGGCGGGAUUAGUGUGAGCGCUUUUACCAUCGAUUACGACGCGCCGAGUAUUCCGUACACGGAGAUGGUGUUUGCGAAGGUGGAGAAUUUGUUCAGUAGUGGCGAAGGGGGUAAUGAGACAAGUGGUUACCGGACAAAACCGGCGCCGAAGAAGAGGAUGAUGACUGGGAGGGAUGUCUAUCGUAUGUAA